UCAGCGUUUACUGCCAUUCCUGCGACACACACAGAGACCGAGACCUCGCACCGUAUUAUUGUAAGCCAUUUCAUUUGUGGAGCUGACUUGAAUCGCCUCAACAGACAUCAUCCAGCAGUUUUCCCUGUGGACUGAAAAAGCAUCAAGAUGACUCUGCAGUCAGAGUUUGAGCAGAUAGCUGGGGAUGUGAAGAAAAUAAAGACUCGACCUGAGGACCAGGAGCUGUUGGACCUUUAUGGCCUCUACAAACAGGGUACCGUUGGUGACAUCAAUACAGACAAGCCUGGAAUGCUGGACAUGAAAGGAAAAGCUAAAUGGGAAGCAUGGAAUUCCAGGAAAGGAAUGUCAGAAGUUGAUGCCAUGACAGCCUACAUCGCAUUGGCCAAGGAGAUCAUCGACAAAUAUGGAAUGUAAUUGAAAAACAUCAACAGGGUAGCCUAUAUCACAAUUAUUUAGAGCACUUUUAUCUACCGAAAUAACAUAUCAAUAUUAUUAUACAUUGAGGAAAUCAGAAGAUUAAAAAAAAUUACUCUAACUUAAAAAAAAAACAUUUUUCCAUUGUUAAAUUUAAAUUCACAAAGUGCUGACAGCUAACUGCUGCAUUGAUUUUGACUUUGUUUUGUUGACUGGUUAUGAAUUAUGUUAUUAAAAUGAGUUCAAAUUAAAUCAGUAUCAGCCAGGGGCUGAGACAGAGGGGUGCAGGGUUGCCCACCUUGGCCUCCAUAUUUCCCAAGCAAUCAGAAAAUAAGGGGAAAAUUUGCAUUAUUUCACACCUGACGAGAUGUCAGGUUGGACCCAUCAGGUAGGACCCUUUUCUCUCACUCCUCUCACACAAAAAGCCAUACAGGAGCAUUGUUGAAGACAUUUAUAUAAAUGUAUCAGAGUUGAAGACUUAGGCUUACAUUUAUCUCUGUUAAAGUUACAACCUCUUAGAAACAAGCCUCUAGUCUGUCAGUUCUUUAAUUAGGGUUAUUGUCUGCUCAUAUGCUCAAUGCUGAAGUCAUAAUUGAUGCAUGAGGUGCGCUCAUUACAUUUGAAAAGGAAGCCCAACUGAUAUUUCAAAAUGCCCACUGUGUCGAUGCAUUCUAGAGCCGCCCCUGGUAUCAGCUUUUUUUUUUUUUUUUUGGAAUGCAUGUGAAUUUAGGUGAAUUUAAUGAAUGGAUAAAAUGUCAUGUAUACAUCACUGUAACCUUCCAUGCCUUUACUCUGCAUAAUCUGUAUUACUGUACUUCUAAUCAUACUCUCAGGAGAAAAGUGGUUUUCACCCUCGCUACUGAAAUUAAUAGCAUAACAUGUGAUCAGUAUGAUGUGUCCUCUAGUGGCGCUGGUUGUUGACGCAAACUUUCACCAAGCUGCCAAAAUGGUCUCAAAGGAACUGAAAGAGCAGGAGGCACUCCAGUAGUACUGUAUAUGCCCAAAAGCCUUCUUAGUAAUACUCUAACUGGCAAAUUACAAAUAGCUUGCAUGUCACUUGGUGUAUUUGGUUCCAAGACAGCAUUUUGGACAUUCUAGACUUGUACACCUUUUAUAUGUCCUGGAAAUAAAAAUGUAUUUAUUCUAAAUAUUAAA
Anguilla anguilla (European eel) is the source of this 1569-nucleotide messenger RNA. RefSeq names its product acyl-CoA binding domain containing 7 (gene acbd7). Bases 148 to 414 code for a protein of 88 amino acids. The transcript has 4 exons. NCBI's taxonomy places the organism in Eukaryota, Metazoa, Chordata, Actinopteri, Anguilliformes, Anguillidae. The record is from RefSeq and is a predicted model, not a curated record. Gene Ontology annotation, biological process: fatty acid metabolic process. Gene Ontology annotation, molecular function: fatty-acyl-CoA binding.